AUGACAAACGAUAAUGACACUCCCACUCCCAUGGACACCUCGGAUGUCAUUCAGACUCCACUCAACGCUGCAGCAACUGGCGUGACAACCGCUGGAAACAUCACAGCGUCAACCACUGCAGCAACAACGAGCACUUUCCUCCCUGCGGGGAAUGCUGCUGAUGAAACCACUCGCCGUACCCUAUUCGGUGCUGGUCUUUAUCAGACGGGUUCCAUUUCAGCAACUGCAAGUGGUCCGGUGGCAGUUCAAACUCCUCCGACUGUCCCUAGUGUGUUCACUCAAGGACUGAUGCCAAACCAGUUUGAUGGCAAAGGUUUCAAAACGUGGCAGAAGAAGAUGUUGUUCUUCCUGGCAACGAUGAAGCUGGAGAAGUUCCUCCAGGAGGACAAGCCCCUUAUGCCCUACGGGAUUGAUGAUGUUCACAGCCUCGCAACUGUUGACAUAUGGGUGCAUUCCGACUUCAUCUGCAAAGGCUACAUUUUGGGUCGCCUCAUUGACCCAUUGUACCGUGUCUACUGUGAGAUUCCCACGGCGAAAGAGCUAUGGAGAUCACUAGACAAGAAGUACAGAGGUGAGGACGCUGGCUGCCAGAAGUAUGUGGUCUCAAAAUUCCACGACUUCAAAAUGGUGGAUUCAAAACCCAUCAUGGAUCAGGUGGAAGCGCUUCAGCUCAUUUGCCAUGAAAUCGCUGCUGAAGGAAUGUCCAUCUGCGAGACAUUCACAACUCUCAGCUUCAUUGAAAAGCUUCCUCCAAGCUAUGCGGAUUUCAAGAACUACUUGAAGCACAAGAAGAAGAAGAUGGGGCUCGAGGAGCUCAUCACGAGGCUUCAGAUGGAAUCCAGAAACCGAACUGCUGCAAAGGUCGGUACAAAGGAGCACAGUGUCAACAUGGCUGAGCACAAAGGAAAAGGAAAGGCACACGCCUAUUCUCCUGCCAAGCCUUCCAAAACUGCUGCAGCCUUGAAGGCUUCUGGAAAAAACUUCAAGAACAAAGGUAUUGAGAUCAAUGCGAAUGUGGAGAAGUUCAAGGGGAAAUGUCACUACUGCCACAAAGUGGGGCAUAAGACUGUUGAGUGUCGAAAAAGAUCAAGGAUGAGAAAGAUCAGGCAAAUCUCACUGAGGAGGAUCUCGUUGCUGUGGUGA
This is a messenger RNA of Brassica rapa (field mustard), 1143 nucleotides long. RefSeq lists its product as uncharacterized. The record is from RefSeq and is a predicted model, not a curated record. NCBI's taxonomy places the organism in Eukaryota, Viridiplantae, Streptophyta, Magnoliopsida, Brassicales, Brassicaceae. Gene Ontology annotation, molecular function: nucleic acid binding; zinc ion binding.